Parnassius apollo (apollo) is the source of this 306-nucleotide messenger RNA. Lineage: Eukaryota; Metazoa; Arthropoda; Insecta; Lepidoptera; Papilionidae. The record is from the annotation of a GenBank genome assembly.
AUGCUUCUCGCAUCCGGUUAUAAAUUAAAGAAAAUGUGUCAGAGCGGCCAAUAUAAAGAAGACCUAGCUAUUGCUCAAAACUCUGGAGAAAGUGCCCAAGUUACAUCCCCCAAGUUCAAUCUGUCUGAAAUACUGCUUAUCUCCCUAUUCGACGUUUUGUUUGCUGUUGGCGGAUACAUCCUACACAAGAAGUGCCUGCCAAUGAGGGCAUUAAGAAGAAAGUUUCAACACAGCGCGUCCUUCACAUCUAAAUUAAGAAACAAAAAGGACCAAAGGACAAGGAACCAAAGCACAAAGGACAUCUAA